Molecule: messenger RNA, 2301 nt
Organism: Rhododendron vialii
Lineage: Eukaryota; Viridiplantae; Streptophyta; Magnoliopsida; Ericales; Ericaceae
Product: probable serine/threonine-protein kinase PBL26
Exons: 5
Coding region: 914-2182 (422 amino acids)
Biological process (GO): protein phosphorylation
Molecular function (GO): ATP binding; protein kinase activity
Source: RefSeq, a predicted model, not a curated record
GGGGGGGGGGGAACCGUCAAGUAUCAACAGAGAUUCUGUUUGUUCAAGCUAUGGUCCACAACGGUGUCAACGGCAUUACAACCGAAACCAUUCCAAUGCCCGCCAAAUUCGUUCCCACGUUUCUCUCCCCUGCAUAUAUCCCUUAAAAAUCUCCUUCUCCCUCCAGUUUCUACGGAAAAUCUUAAGGGAAGUGACCCCUUUUUCUUCCUCUCUUCCCUCAAAAUGUCUUCUUUUUGAAUGAUCAUAAUGUCUCGAGCCCUCCAUUAUAUUAGAUUUUGUUUGGUUUGGGUUGAUCUUAAGGGUCUUUAACAUAUACCCAUUACUCAGCGUUUCUUGUGUUUUCCGGAGGUCUGCCUUAUAAGGCAAAUUUGACUACCCAUUUUCUUAGGGUUCUUGACUUCUUAUAUUCCAUGGCAGUUUCAACACAUGGGUUUUGAUGGGUUUUCCAUCUUAUUUCUUGAUUUACUUAUCAAACCUUGUAUAGCAUAAUAACCCAGAUUGUUUUACUCUUUAUAGUUUUUUCGUAGAUUAGAACUUUACCUGGAUUGAUGUUUGUUAACGUUCCAUCCUCAAUUGAAGUUUUUGUAGCUUUCUCUUUUGGUCAUUUUGGUGAUCGGCAUUUGAGAGUUGAAUCCAAUUGAAAUUCCUAGCUUUUUCUUUGGGCCAGUUCAUAGCUUUUUCAAUCCCAAUUGGAAAUUUUAUAGCUUUCUCUUUUGAUCAUUUGGCUGUUCUAAUACUACUUCUUGUGUCUUUAAGGCUUUCCAUAAUAUUCAUACGUAGAGGGACUCGUAUAUUUUCGUUUGAAAAAUCUAUGGAAUCAUUCGGAAAGUAUUCUCAUCAUUGUUUUUGGAUGUAAGGGAUUCCGAGAUUUAGACAAAUUGAUUUGGCCAUUUGGAAUAAAUAGGCUAGAGAUAUGAGUUGUUUUUCGUGCUUUUCAUCGAAAUCAAGUAGGCGGAAGAGGGGACCUGUGCCUGCCGCUGCUUCUCAUUAUCAAGAAGCUCCUGUGCAUGCACGGCCUGAGAAUCCUGGAAGGGUCUCCGCCGAAGCUACAAACAAAAAGGAUGAAAGUAAAGAAGCUUCCAACAAUAUUGCGGCACAAACCUUCACCUUCCGUGAACUGGCCUCAGCAACAAAGAAUUUCCGCCAAGAAUGCCUGAUAGGUGAAGGCGGAUUUGGACGAGUUUAUAAGGGCCAACUUGAAAAAACUGGCCAGAUUGUAGCUGUGAAGCAACUUGACCGGAAUGGAUUUCAAGGAAACAGAGAGUUUCUAGUAGAGGUUUUGAUGCUGAGCCUUCUGCACCAUCAGAAUCUGGUGAAUCUUAUUGGAUACUGUGCUGAUGGAGAUCAGAGGCUUCUGGUUUAUGAGUACAUGCCAUUGGGAUCUUUGGAAGAUCAUCUACUUGAUCUUUCAUCAGGUCAAAGACCACUAGAUUGGUUCACAAGGAUUAAAAUAGGUCUGGGUGCAGCAAAGGGUUUGGAAUAUUUGCAUGAUAAGGCUAACCCGCCUGUCAUAUAUCGAGAUCUCAAAUCAUCCAACAUCUUGCUGGACAGGGAGUUCAAUGCAAAGCUCUCUGAUUUUGGGCUAGCAAAACUCGGUCCUGUCGGAGAUAAGACACAUGUAUCUUCGAGGGUCAUGGGAACAUAUGGGUAUUGUGCCCCAGAGUAUCAAAGAACAGGUCAACUAACUGUGAAGUCGGAUGUAUACAGCUUUGGCGUUGUUUUGUUGGAGCUGAUUACCGGAAGGAGAGCAAUUGACACCACAAGGCAGACUGGGGAGCAAAACUUAGUUUCUUGGGCAGAACCGGUAUUCAAAGAACCAACAAGGUAUUCAGAACUAGCUGAUCCGCUUCUCCGAGGGAACUUCCCUCCCAAAAGCUUGAACCAAACUGUUGCAGUUGCUGCCAUGUGUCUCCGCGAUGAUGCCUCUGUCCGUCCUUUGAUGACCGAUGUGGUCACUGCUCUUAGUUACCUUGGGCAGGGACCGGAUGCAGGGACCGUUUCACCACUGUCAGCCCCUUCUUCUCCGUUUGAUGAUAGGUCGGCUGAAAAUGGAAACGAGAACAAUCCCGAUGAAGUCAGUGCAAGGGAGCGCCAGCGAGCAGUCGCUGAAGCCAUAGAAUGGGGUUCAAAUUCGAGGCGGGACCAAAUGAGUGCACUGGCUGCAACUGGUUCUUCUGAGUAGUGAACUUAUCUAUUUGUUUCUUUGCAUUCGCCAUGCAAAGUUUCACAUUCAGAUUUAUAGAAUUAUUCCGGGAAAAAUAAAUUUUAAGUGAAUUGCUUUAAAUGACUGAAGACUACUUU